This is a messenger RNA of Mycotypha africana, 764 nucleotides long. RefSeq lists its product as uncharacterized. The record is from RefSeq and is a predicted model, not a curated record. The annotation marks the transcript as partial. The transcript has a single exon. Lineage: Eukaryota; Fungi; Mucoromycota; Mucoromycetes; Mucorales; Mycotyphaceae.
GUGCAUACAAAAGAAAAAGAAAAGAAACUCAUACUGACUCUACAACGAGAACGAAUACUCGUCUCUAUAGCGCUGGCAAUCGUCAUAGCGAUAGUCAUAGUAGAACCGAAAGAACAAACAGAAGGAAAAUGAAAAAACGAGCUAAACAAACACAGCCACCGGGACAAUCUCAUAUGUCUGUAUUUCGUCUUGACGGUAACACGAAUAGAGCAGCGCAUAGCAGUAAUUCCAACAACAAUCAAUCCACUGUAAAUAGUUCCCUGCCCUUUCGUCAUGUUGAUCCGGCCGUUGGAAUAGAAGGCAUGAAUCAAGGAUGCCAAUCAAAAAAAUCCGCGGAAAUAGACGAUGGAGAAAACACAUGCAGUAGUUGCAAUAAUACAAGCCAUACUGUUAGUAGAUGUAACGGAACGGUCAGUGACGUGGAUAGUCCGAGCAGUGGUGAGGAUGGCAUCAGAAACUUUGAUCCUCGCGGUCAAAGAAGAACAGCAGUCUAUGACAGCAAUCAUAUUCUCAGAAAAAUGAAUGUUAGGAGUACAAACGGGACCGGCACUCAUGGCAGCAGACCAAGAAGAAUACGUGAACCCAUCGCGAGUAGAACAAGAAGUCAAAGAAAGAAAAAUGAAGCCAACUCUGUAGUACUGAAGUAGAUCAACAUAGGAAGAAGGAAUAACUGAGUGGGAACUUUUUUUUUCUUGAUUUUACAGUAACUUUUACAGGUUAAUAAGUUGCUGCCAAACAAUCGAAACGAUUUUUAUCGAAAACAA